UCUGAUCCCUUCCUCGUCUUCACUCAGAUAUAUAAAUACAACAACUGAAUCUACUCUCUCACGGAUCCUCUCCUAUGUGAACUCCUAGGAUUCUCAAAAUAGUAACUGGCAUUACCAAGUUCACAGCAUUUAAGCCGAACAGAUCUCGAUAUCUGAAUAUAGUUGAGGAGCAAAUAUGAGCCUAGCAUGUCUUGUAUGCCAUAGCGUAGAAAGUCCAUCGCACUCUUUUAGAAGCUAUUCAGUUUCGAGUUCUGACAAUGAAGGAAGGUGUUCCGCCAUUGCAAACUGCUUAACCAGGAAGUUACCUCUACCUCCUCCGAGAUCGACCAUUGCAUCAACAUCCAAAGUGACCCCACAACCAUCCGAUACAAGUCAUGAAAUGACAGGACCACCAAGACUGGUCCGGAGCCAUGCUGUAAGACGGGAUCUAGUGAGAGAUUGGAAUUUUGAAGGGUUAGGGAUGGAGAGUUAGCUGCUUUAAAAAAAUUGCAGUGUCAAUUACUAGUGUGAUAGUAUUAGAGCUUUACUAGCUGUUUUCUCUAGAUUUUUUCUGUUGCAGGCAGAAUUGAACUCGAUUUUCCAGAUGAACAACUGGAAGAUUUGUGACCGUUGUCGGAAAAUCCACUGUGAAACGUUGUUCAUAUUUCUUCUCUUGCCAUUCCCAAUCAUCUUUCAUGGCAAAGUUCAAUUUUCGGAUCAAUGUAGCUUGAUUUUGGGUA
Messenger RNA from Manihot esculenta (cassava), 719 nucleotides. RefSeq lists its product as uncharacterized. Bases 176 to 472 code for a protein of 98 amino acids. NCBI's taxonomy places the organism in Eukaryota, Viridiplantae, Streptophyta, Magnoliopsida, Malpighiales, Euphorbiaceae. The transcript is spliced from 2 exons. The record is from RefSeq and is a predicted model, not a curated record.